This is a messenger RNA of Lycium barbarum (goji berry), 2287 nucleotides long. RefSeq lists its product as uncharacterized. The record is from RefSeq and is a predicted model, not a curated record. Gene Ontology annotation, molecular function: protein binding; transcription corepressor activity. The transcript is spliced from 14 exons. Bases 198 to 2012 code for a protein of 604 amino acids. NCBI's taxonomy places the organism in Eukaryota, Viridiplantae, Streptophyta, Magnoliopsida, Solanales, Solanaceae.
CCUCAUUCUCAAUUCUACUCUCUCAUUCUCUCAAUUCAACUCUCUUUUUCAUCUCUCUCUCUCUGUCUGCAUUCUUCUUUCUGUAGUCUAUGUGGGAUUUCGGUUCUUGAGAUUCUUCAUCUUUUCUAGUUGUUCUUGCUCGAAUCUUCUUUCCCUUCUCUUUUCUGUGGUUAAUUAAGGCUUUGCUUUUGCUGAUCAUGGCCAGUUUGGAGGCUCAACACUUACUUGAAUGUAUCAUUCUCGAUUACCUGUCUAAAAGAGGUUUCCAUCAGACUGGUGAGGUAUUCUCCAACGAAAUUCGUGCUAGACAAAAUCUUGUUGCCAUCAAUUCUCCUCAUGAAGCAUUUCUGCAAACGUGGUGGGUUAAAUUUUAUGAAGCAUACAGAUCUAGCUUCCCUGACGAUGAUGUAUUAGCUAAUGAAUCCUUCGAUAAGGUUGCACAGACUGUGGAAAGCAUUGUGGCUAAUAACGGUCCUGCAAAUCAAUCCUAUGCUUCUUAUCAUACGGGAGCAAACAUAUCUAAUGUGAUGCCAUCCCCUCAUUUGAUGGCAUCGAUGGAAUCCAGCGUUCCUGAUUUUAUGAACGAUAAGAUUUCAGAUAUUCUGUCAUCUCUUGGUACCGGUUAUGCGUUACCAGAUUUAUCAGGCUUACCGUUUCCUGAUAUUAGUAAAAUGGGUGGCGUGCUUCCAUUUGCAAGCAAUUCAGGCUAUCAAAUGCAGCAAAUGCCAACUGUUCCUCCAGAGUGGAAUGCAAGAGGAGUCGGCUCAAUUCCACCUGUCAUUAGCCAUCAAGUUGUACAUCCCAGUGUAAUAGUGCCAACUAAAAGGGAACAGUUUCGGAGAACUACAUCCUUUCCUCAGCAGGAUGUUUUACCAAAUGUAGCAGUUCAAACAUUGGAUAAGCUCAAACAUCCUACCCCUAUGCUUGGUGAUACAAAUCAAAGAACCUCGGAGCAUCUACAAGCUGACCAGCAAGGUACUGGAAAGCAACCUGCAGUGCAGAGUGACAGAAAGAGGAAAACUCCCUCGAGUUCUCUGCCACCUGUUGGGAAAGAGAAAAGUACUGCCGCUGGUCUGGCUAGUGCAUUGAAGAAAAGUUUCGCUGCGCCUGCACGCGCUCAAGCUGAAAGAGAAGGCCUCUCUUUUAAAGAGAUUAAUAACCUUCACGCAACAAACAACAAGCUCCUAUGUUGCCACUUUAAUUCACAAGGAGAUUUAUUGGCUACUGCUGGAAAAGAUAGGAAGGUUCUGAUUUGGGAAUGGGGAAAUGACAAUGUUAAUUCUGGAGAAGGUCAUGCUCACUUCAUUACAGAUAUCCGCUUUAGACGAGACUCAACGGUGUUUGCAACGUCUUCCUUUGACAGAACUGUGAAGAUAUGGGAUGCAGCCAAGCCAAACAACCCUUUCCAAAACCUUGCCGGGCAUGCCGGGCAUGUGAUGUCAAUAGAUUUUCAUCCAACAAAGGUGAAUCUCCUCAGUUCUUGUGAUAGCGAGGAUGAGAUUAGACUGUGGGAUGUCAAUAAGGGUGAUUUCACACUCAUUUUUAAGGGAGGCAGUAGACAAGUUAGAUUUCAACCUCAACUUGGGGACUUUCUGGCAAGUUCUACCGAAAAUAUUAUAAAUCUCUUUGAUGUCCAGACAAACAACAUCCAAAAAAAGUUACAAGGACACGUCAAAGACGUCCGUUCAAUCUGCUGGGAUAUGAGUGGGAAUUACAUGGCAUCCGUGAGCGAGGAUAGUGCACGGAUAUGGUCUGUUAGUGAAGGAAAGUGUAUACAUGAACUGUGCUCCAGUGGCAAUAAGUUUCAAUCGUGCACUUUCCACCCUGUGUACGCUCAAUUGUUGGUGAUUGGCUCGGAUGAGUUCCUGGAGCUGUGGAAUCCAAUCUUCCAGAGCAACAUAACAUGGCCAUAUAGUGCACAUACUGGUAUAAUUUCUUCAUUAGCAGAUUCACCUUCAAAAGGAACCAUAGCUUCAGUGAGUCAUGACGAGUGGAUCAAGAUAUGGCAAUGAAGCUUCUUUGUAGAUGAAGCCACAACAGUCAUUAUUUCUUCUCUCUCUUAUCCAAAUUACAUCAAUAUCUGAAUGAAACUACAGCUGCAUACACUCUUUCGCUAACACCUAACAAGGGUGCAUUUGGUGCCAAGAAAGGUGACAGUAUUCUUGGCGCAUCACCAAUGUAAUGAUUUACCUGAAAUGUUGUAUCAGUCACAAACUUUGAUCCCCAUUGUUUCAAACUCUUAUACUAUAUGUUAUCAUUUGGAAAUUGAUAUUUAAAAUGUUAAUUA